ACGACCCUUAGGCAGAAAGCUAUGUAUGCAAUAUAGUGUUGAAGAAUAACAGUGGGAGAAAAUGGCUAGGAUUGGUGGCAAAGCUUUGGUCCCAUAUGAAGGGGUCGCAGUCAUAUUGCUCAUUGCAUUGGUGGGUGGAGCCAAGGCCACAGCCAUAUGUAACAUAGACUCCACCAAGCUCAACCAAUGCCUCCCAGCGGUUAGCGGGCAGUCACCUCCACCACCAACUAAGCGAUGCUGCAGUAUUGUACGCCGUGCCAACUUGCCCUGCCUUUGCAGCUACAAGUCUGUUCUCCCUGCACUUGGGAUUAAUCCCGUGUAUGCCUUGGCAUUGCCUAAGAAAUGUGGCCUGAAAGCUCCACCAGAAUGCCGAGUGGGUUGAAGAAUUUAUGGUAGCAUCUGCCUCAAGUAUUCUGAGCUCGCCUUGAUGUAUUUCUUUCCAGUAUCUGUUGAAGCUUUUAGUAUU
This is a messenger RNA of Juglans microcarpa x Juglans regia, 466 nucleotides long. RefSeq names its product putative lipid-transfer protein DIR1. The transcript has 2 exons. NCBI's taxonomy places the organism in Eukaryota, Viridiplantae, Streptophyta, Magnoliopsida, Fagales, Juglandaceae. Gene Ontology annotation, molecular function: fatty acid binding. The record is from RefSeq and is a predicted model, not a curated record. The coding region runs from base 62 to 382 and encodes 106 amino acids. Gene Ontology annotation, biological process: systemic acquired resistance.